UAUAGAUAACACAAAUAUUUCUUGUUACCGGACACAACACCUGCGUCUGUUUAUUCGUAUUGGAAAGUAGCCUGUUUCCACUCAUUAGAAAAUGAAAUCUCUUGCUAUUUUGUAUGCGUUAUUGACACUGAUCACACUAGCUUCAGGGUUAGUGAAGAAUAUUCCAGAAACGGCAUUCACAUCGUACUCGGUAGAUAAACUGACAUGCGUUGAUAAACCAUGUCAGAAUGGUGCUAAAUGUCUUAGAGCAUACCGACCACCAGAACAUUUACAGACGUACUAUUGCUUUUGUCCGCCAGGGUUCUGUGGAAAAACUUGUGAAAACGAACAGUUUAUUCGAUACCAUGGCUACCAGUUGAAAUGCCUGGAAGAUUUUCCAGCCUUGAUGUCAAUAUCAGGAUCUAUAGAAGAAAUUUAUGAAUAUUGCCCUCAAAUAUGCUGGCAAACACCUGAAUGUGAAAGUAUUAACUACAUCACAGGACCAACAGGUAUAGGUAUCUGUCGACUUUUCCAAAAAGCUCCUGAUAUGUGUGAAUUUCAGAAGAUUAAUAUAACGCCAUCCAAUAGGGUUUCUUAUGUUGCUGAUCUGAAGAACUUCCAAUGUUAAGAAAGCAAAGCUCUUUUAAAAUAAAACCAAUUUCUUUAUUUCGUGAUAAAUAGCAUUUGCUAAUUUGA
Messenger RNA from Limulus polyphemus (Atlantic horseshoe crab), 675 nucleotides. RefSeq lists its product as uncharacterized. The transcript has 4 exons. Bases 92 to 607 code for a protein of 171 amino acids. The record is from RefSeq and is a predicted model, not a curated record. Lineage: Eukaryota; Metazoa; Arthropoda; Merostomata; Xiphosura; Limulidae.